Zerene cesonia (dogface butterfly) is the source of this 1649-nucleotide messenger RNA. RefSeq names its product carboxypeptidase N subunit 2-like. The transcript has 8 exons. Lineage: Eukaryota; Metazoa; Arthropoda; Insecta; Lepidoptera; Pieridae. The record is from RefSeq and is a predicted model, not a curated record. Bases 63 to 1649 code for a protein of 528 amino acids. Gene Ontology annotation, molecular function: protein binding.
GUAGUAUCUCGCGGUCAGUCUUGUUGUGAAGUAAGGACAAAUUUAAUUUUCUGAAAAGUAAGAUGAAAAUUUCAAGGUUAUUGAACCCGUUACAAAUACUGGCUUUAUGGGUGUUGCAGAUAGAAGCACAAUGCUCUCUCACUCCCUGUGAGGUGCUGCAAAUAUUAACAAGUAAAACUAAACCUGGAGAAGGGGGAAAUGAAGCUUGCGCUGAAGAUUUGAAGUGGCGGCAAUUGGAUCGACGUCUGCGAGCUAUUGAACAACCCGCGUGGACAAUAAGCUUAUCGCAAUCCCGUUGGCGUCAAUGCUCUAAAAGUGUUUGCAGAUGUGACGCGACUCAUCGAUCUUUGAACUGCUGGCGAGCGGGGCUCACCUCCUUGAAUUCGGAUCUGAUCGUCCCAGUGGAUAUUUACACUAUCGAUCUUGGAACAAAUAAAUUACGGACGUUACAUAAGUCAAGCUUCAAAGGCAUGCGAUCGCUGACAGAGCUAGAUAUGUUUGACAAUCAUGUGGAAUACCUGCCUUCUGGAAUUUUCGAUUCACUUCACAAUUUAAGGAUUUUGCGUUUACAGCGAAAUUACCUUGAAGAGAUUGACAGUGAGGCUUUCCGACAUACAAAAAAGCUCUUUCACGUUGAUUUAUCAAACAAUUUUUUAUACACGCUACCAGAACGAUUAUUCGCCAACAAUACGUACUUAGAAACUGUGGAUAUAUCAAAUAAUCAAAUUGUUUACAUACCAUCCGACACGUUCCUUGGAUUACGUUCCCUAUUAAUUCUCGAUUUAUCGAAUAACAAAAUUCAACAGAUACAAAAUGGAACGUUCCAUUUGAUUAAUUUGCAAAUAUUGAAAUUGUCAAACAACCAGAUAAGUAACAUCACAGACACAGCGUUCGAAAGCCUUUUGUCAUUGGAAACCCUGUUAAUGGACAAAAAUGACUUACGAAUGAUACCGUCAAAUUUAUUCUGUAAUCUCUUCUGUUUAAUGUUUUUGGAUUUAUCGAACAAUAAUUUAAUGAGCUUGACUGGUCUUGAAUUCAGGCACCUUAGGUCAUUGAGAUUUUUGAAUUUAAAAGAGAAUCUUCUGCAAGAGCUGCCGGACGACGCAUUUGUGAAUUGUUCCAGCCUUGAAAAACUCGAUCUGUCUAAAAAUAAGUUGAAAUUCCUGAACGUUACCACUUUCCGGGGAUUGGAAAAUUUAACUUCAUUGAUUUUAUCCGACAAUCAGAUUUACGAAGUUCAUUUCAAAACAUUCGCAACAUUUAAAAAUCUUACAACGUUAUACUUGGACAACAACAUGUUUCCCUCACUCCCGUCGCGAACUCUCGACUACAUGCCGAAACUCGCUAAUGUCAAAUUGUCAAAUAACCCUUGGCAUUGCGAUUGUCAUGCUCUUUAUAUUUCAGCGUGGGUGCGGUUAAAUGAAAUGAAAAUAUGGGAUUAUUCGCCUACGUGCGUAUCACCGUGGUAUUUGGAAGGUCACUUUUUAAAGAAAUUAAAAUUUCCUGAACUGUGUACUGGGCAAUGGGCCAGCAUGGUAAAUUUAUCGCCCCGAUUACCAAUGCAACAGCUUUUAGCCCUUAAUGUCACUGUUAACAGAAAACCUCAAGAAAGCAUGGAAGAAAUUCACGAUAUGGACAACUGGAAAUAA